AGAGGCAGUUUGGUUAUCUUGAAGGCUUUGAAGUUCAAGUCAAGUUUUGCUGACAGUCGUUGUAGUUAAAUGAGAGAGAGAAAUGGAAGCAUAAUCUUAUCUUGCAGCAUUGACUUGACAACUAUGUUCUUCAUCUCAUCUCCGAUUGUCAAUGCGCAAAAGAAAUCGCGAGUGCUCCCUCCACGUGACGUAAAAUGGUUCCUCAUUGGCUCUGAGACUUUCUAGUGCUCUUUGUCGCUUAAGAAUUGGGGUUCUGCUUCAAUAUCAGGAAAAAAAAGGUUAGAAAUAUGUUUCCGGUGGUUGUGUUUCAUUUUAUUGCAAGGAACUGUGUUUGCUUAUGAUGUAGACAAUGGAAAGCCAAAUUGAUGUUUUGAUCUCAUCUGGUAGAGAAGGUAUUUUUUCUGGAUCAACUGUGUGACAUUUCACCACAUCUCCCACGAAGCUCUCCUGAACAGCACAUCUCCCAAGAUCUGCAGUAAGGUCCAGGCGAGUAUCCUACAAGUGGAAGGCAGGUCAGUACUCUGUACCAAUAAGUGAGAGUGGCUGGUUACUUGCUUAUAGUCAAUAAUUAGGAAUCAUUAGCCCAUAUAUUGACAGAGUUAAGUGCACACAAAUUUUGGCAAUAUGUAUAUCUGUAUGCACUUUAUAGCUUCAUUCUAGAACUGUUCUUGAUCUUGUAAUUUAAUCUGUUAAGU
Rubroshorea leprosula is the source of this 695-nucleotide messenger RNA. NCBI's taxonomy places the organism in Eukaryota, Viridiplantae, Streptophyta, Magnoliopsida, Malvales, Dipterocarpaceae. The record is from the annotation of a GenBank genome assembly.